UCCUCUGAGAGUUUGGCACCUCUUAUUUUGCAUUGCCAUCUUUUGAGAAACCUGAGCAUCCAUCUAGAGCUUCAGACCACACCGAUGGCCUGUGCUCCAGAUCCCAGCAAUAACAAGAACAGCUCAUCGAUUCUUCAUCAGCAAGUGCAGAAAAUCAGCAGGAUUCCUGUUUCAUGGGGAGCACACGCAUGGGGUAUAGGAAGAGAAGAUCCAAGGAGAGCUAUUCACGCUCUCAAGGUUGGGACAGCACUCACACUGGUCUCACUCCUAUACAUACUUGAACCGUUGUUCAAGGGAGUGGGAAAGAAUGCAAUGUGGGCUGUAAUGACAGUUGUUGUUGUGCUUGAAUUUACUGCAGGUGCAACUAUAUGCAAAGGGCUGAACAGAGGGUUAGGAACAAUCCUGGCAGGAUCGCUAGCAUUUAUAAUAGAAAUCGUAGCAGUGCGAUCUGGAAAAGUAUUCCGGGCUUUGUUUGUUGGCUCAUCAGUUUUUCUGAUAGGAUUUGCAGCAACAUAUUUGAGAUUCUUCCCAUCCAUUAAGAAGAACUAUGAUUAUGGGGUGGUGAUUUUUCUGCUAACUUUCAAUCUGAUUACCGUAUCAAGCUUUCGUCAAGAGGAUGUGAUGCCUUUGGCACGAGAUCGCUUAAGUACCAUUGCAAUAGGAUGUGCAAUAUGUCUAUUCAUGAGUCUCUUUGUAUUACCAAACUGGUCUGGAGAAGACCUCCACAGUUCUACGGUUCAUAAAUUUGAAGGAUUAGCAAGAUCAAUAGAAGCUUGUGUUACGGAGUAUUUCCAAGACCAAGACAAGGAUGAUAACAUUGUUGAUAAGCAGGCAUCAAGAGCUUCCAUUCAUAUUGGCUAUAGAGCAGUCCUUGACUCGAAAUCAAGUGAUGAGAACCUUGCACACUAUGCAAGCUGGGAACCAAGACAUUCAAUGCAAUGUUACAGUUACCCAUGGCAAAAGUAUGUGAAGCUCGGAUCUGUUCUUAGGCACUUUGCAUAUACUGUUGCAGCACUUCAUGGAUGUCUGGAAUCUGAGGUUCAGACUCCACCAUCCGUCAGGUCACUCUUCCGAAACCCAUGUACUAGAGUUGCACAAGAAGUGGUCAAGGUUUUACAAGAGCUUGCCAUAAGCAUAAGAGAUCAUCAUCGUUGUGCCCCUGAUGUGCUGUCUGAUCAUCUUCAUGAAGCACUGCAGGAUCUAAACUCAGCUAUAAGAUCACAGCCACGGCUCUUCCUAGGCUCCAAACACGCAUGUGCAAAUAAUCGUGUGCUAGUAGAAUUAAAUUCUAGCAAACCCACAGCCACAAGGGCCACUUUACCAUCAUUCAAGACUGACAACACAUCCCUAUCAGAAAGGAGGAAUACAAAAUCAGAUCAACCACCAGAACGGAAUGAGCGGACAUUACGGCCGACACUAAGUAAGAUAGCCAUGACAAGCCUCGAGUUCUCUGAAGCACUUCCAUUCGCAGCUUUUGCUUCAUUGUUGGUGGAAAUGGUAGUUCGUCUGGAGAUGGUUAUUGAAGAAGUUAAGGGACUGGAGAAGGCAGCAAAUUUUAGAGAGUUCACAGAACAUGACUAUCUGACCAUUGAUCUCACUUCCAGUGAGAAGAUGAGAAACCCGAACGGUAUACCAUUAAAUAACCACACAGUUUCCACUGCAGCUGAGUAAGUAUUGACUAAUAGAUCAAAAUUGGAAGACGAUCACACCAAGGCAGAUAUUUAUUUCUUUUUGGACUAGGAAAAUAUGAACUGUGACUCCCAAUAAGGCAAUAAUUGUUGUUAGAAUGAUAACUCAUCAAAACAAAAUACUAAACCUAUAUAAUGUAUUGGAGUUGGAUGGCGUCAAAAAUUUCAGCAGAAAGUACCCAUGUUUUUC
Molecule: messenger RNA, 1878 nt
Organism: Oryza brachyantha (malo sina)
Lineage: Eukaryota; Viridiplantae; Streptophyta; Magnoliopsida; Poales; Poaceae
Product: aluminum-activated malate transporter 12
Exons: 6
Coding region: 85-1671 (528 amino acids)
Biological process (GO): malate transport
Cellular component (GO): plant-type vacuole membrane
Source: RefSeq, a predicted model, not a curated record